UCUUGAAAUCGGAAAAGACCCAGUUGGAGGUUAAACUUUCCGAAGUUCACCAAGAGCUAGACUCCUAUCGUACCCGGCAGCUCAUUGCUCCCAAUGAGGAAGUGUGCAGUCCAACGUCACCCAGAAUGGAGUCAGGACUGGGGAGAAGUCUACACUCAGAACUCAGAUCAGUAGUUUCUGCAGACGGGGACCUCCCCUCCCCGAUUUGCGGCAACGAAGACUUCGACUUCGAAAAUCACAUCGGCGGCAACUCCGGCGUCGCUCCCGAUACCCCGUUGUCACGACAACUGUCCUCUUCUUCUUCCACCUGUUCUUCCUCCUCCAAGGCGACUCAGCUCUUGCGGCACUUCCGUCAGCGGAAGGAAGACGUCAUGAGCCAGCUGCAAGCCUUCCUGGAUGAAAACGACGAUCAGUCUGGAGGGGAGGAUACAGGCUUAGCUCCCAAGGUGGCUUUCACACAGCUUCUAGACAGCGAACUGGACUCCAUGAUAGAAAGGAUGACAUCGCUGGCUAAAACCAAGAAACAGUCGGAGCAGAGAGCCAACAAGCUUUCUUUCAUGCUGCAGAGUUUGCAAGAUGACUAUGUAAGAAUCACUAAGAAGUACGAGGAGGCCAUCAAGCACUGCAAGGAGCUAACGGCCACUAAGAGCCAACUGGAGACGGUCCGCAUGGAAAACCAAACCCUGCAGUUCGACAUCCAGAGGGGCAAACAGAAAACUGAAGAACUGGAGAAGGAUCUUUCCUCAUUACAGCGGGACCUAGAAACGGCUCACACGGCGCAGCAGAACUAUAGACAAAUGGCAGAGACACAACUUGGGGAACUUCGAAGAUUAUUUAAAGAAAUGGAAAAGAAGUACAAGAUUGCACAAGAUAACACAAGGAAGCAAGAGGCCUCAUACAAGGCCAAGGUUGCCCAGCAAGCCUCCACACACAGAGCCCAGUUGAAGUCUUUGCUUGAUCUAGUGAGUAGAGACAGCUGUGUGGACCCACCACUGCUGCAACAAGUUGUCCAGUCUUCCCAUGAAAGCAACCAGGGUUCCCGUAGCAAUAAACAGGUGUUGGAGACGGUCUCAGCCUACCUCACGGGGCUCAAGACUCAGCUUGCUAAGGUUAGAGGUCAACUCAUCUCAUUGAAACGUGAAAAGUUUUCCCUGGAGUACAGACAGCUGCGACUAAAGAGAGGGAGAAACCGAGAGGGCUGCAGCAAGCAGACCCUUCCCAGGGGAUCUAGAGAAGGAUGCGUCUGCAGUAUUGACACAGAUUGCUCUGUACUGUUAGAUGCCCUGACUCUAGAAGUUAUCGACAAAGCCUCCCAAGGCCAUUCCAACUCCCUCCUCCUGCAUCACCAAAGUGCCAAGUUGCCGUGGCAACAGACGGACCACCUCUCUCAGGAUGACAGUCUCGUCGACUGCCUGAGGGACGCGCCAGGGUCAGUCAUCGACAAGCUGCACUUCAACCUCCUCCGUGAGUUCAAAACCAAGAAGAGGCGGAAGUCGCAGACGGUGGCCACGCAGACGGAGAUUCAACGCACCCCGGACAGGCAGGUCCGUCCCUACUCUCGCAGCUCCCACUCCCAGACGAGCCUCGCGGAUUCCCGGAACAGGGACACUGACGCCCAAACAGAAACAGACUCUGCAGAUGAGUUCAGAUUGUCCUCCUUGCAAGUCACCAACGGAGCCGACGUCAAACAGGCUUAUCUAGUCAACAAACCGCCCACGCUGAGUUCAGCAAUCCUCCUACCGGUGGACGAGGCAUCAUCCCCCGGUGACAGCGCGUCGGACCUGAGCGACUCCUUUGUCACCGCUUUCUCAUCUCCUGUGAGCUGUUCUCCACUGAGGGGCUCGUUCAGGAGUUCCCUGGAGAGAGACGACUUUUCUGAUAUUCUAGCGUCACCGUUUUCAAGAAAUGGCUCCCCAGAGAGCCCUAGCGGAACACCAGACAAGGAGCCGUCUGAUAGCCAAGAGGUGCCCCCCAAGAUCCCUGUAGUUAAACCUGACAUUAAGAUUCAGUCCCUGCAAAGGAAGAGUGCUCAGGACCGGCAAGAGGCCGCCCAGAGAAUGGCGGACAUGCUGGCCAACAGCUAUGCAAGACCUAACAUUGUGGUGGAAGGCUGCCAAGCGGACAGUGAAGACAACGACGUGAAUGCUAACUAUGACAGAUCUGGCAAAUACAGCCCCUCAACUCCAAGGAAGCUUUCCCCCGCCCGUCUAAAGAGACGCUCCUACCUUGACAAGGAGAAAGACAAGAGAACCUCUGCAUUGGGGUCCGAGGGCAAGAGCCUGGAGCUCCUGCUGAGCGGCAAUCUCUCAGACGUAGACAUGACCGAGGAAGAGAAGGAGAUCACUCAACGCUUGCUGGAGGCUUCCAAGAAGGCCUCGGAGAGACACAAGAACAGACGGGGCCGGAGAUGGUCCCCAAGCACCUCCCCAGAACAACGUUCACUCAGCCCCAACUCGGCCGACCGCUCCCGCUCCCCUUCACCCUCCACCAGGACUCCAGAGGAUCAGUCCCCACCAUCCGCCCCGGGAGAGACGCCUCCGGGUACCUUGGGAGGGGUGACAGACCCCACAGCAGACAAGGUGACAGAAGGGACAGCGGAGGGCACAGCAGAGCUCCAGGAGGAGAGAACGGGUGCAGAGGGUGAAUCAGACAAGGAGGACAACAAGCAAACACCCAAGAACGAGAGAAAGGACUCGGAGGUUGAAGUCUUUGACAUCAAGGCGGACAUCUUGAAGGCAACUGGCUCUCUACAGGCGGAGAUGCCUCCAGUCAAACCCAUCCUGCCACUGGCUAAACUCAGAGAGGAGCACAAACAACACAGAAAAACUAACUUCCAGUUCACAAUGCCCGAGCUGACCGAAGCCACAGAGGUGGACCAUGGUCGGGAAAACCCCUCCCUCUCUGCCACUCCCGUCCCGCCUACCGUAACCACGCUGUUGUCGUCACAUCCCACCCCCGUACCAGGGUCACCAGGUCCAGAGAUCCAGUACAACUCAGUGCAGGACUCUACCACUGUCGUUGAAGAAGAGGGGGAGAAGGAACCAGAAAAAUCAAAGUCAUCGGAAGAGGAGAAAUCCCUGCUUCCAGAUUCGAUUCUCUACAAGCUGGGGCUUAAAGUGGGCAACUCAAAAGAUACCAUUGCCAUGACGGAGAAUGAAAUUGAGGAGAAGUUCAACUCGCUUCAGCUAGCCUUCAAGGCCAACCAGUACACGCUGGAUCAACGGCAGAAACUGCAGCACCGGCAGAGAGACCUAGCCGAGAAGAACAUUGAGGGAGAGAUCGAGGGAUUACAGCAAACCUUGCAGUUGUUGGAGCCUCUUGCCGGCGCUGACACAGUGUCUAGGGACUGCAUCAACAGAAUCAAGCAGCACGUGGAAGUCUUGCAAUCCUCCUCGCUGAGACUGUCCAGCAAGGCAGAGGGAUUCGGAGCUGUCCAACAGGAGGGAAGGCUAAGCAAGGCAACCGACGUGAUGAUCACCCACGUGGAGAACCUGAAACGUCUGUUUGAACGGGAGCAUGCAGAACUAGAAGAUGCAAGAAAACUUCUUCAAGAAAAUCGCAAGUGGUUCCGAGGCAACAGCAUAACAAAUAAUCUCUCCAUAGACGGGGAGACAGAUUCCAAGCUACUAAGUCGGAGGGCAUUGUCAGUAUCUGGCGGAAGCUCAAAGUCUGAAAUCCGCAAGCGCUCCGUCAGCUGUGUUAGUCCGCCCCGCCUUGGCGUACCACACUCGUUUUUCCCCGAUCCCAAUCAGACCGGUAGACGGCGGGCAAGCGUGGCUACAGUGGUUGGAUCGGGUUUGCUUAGCUCCUCCUACGCUUCACAGCCGCUUUCAUUUGGCGGUCAGCACUUCCGAUCGCAAACGGAGCCCUCUGGCAUUAGCCUGGGCCAAGGGUCCCACUUGACCGGUGGGGUUAGACGGACAUCCAUGCAGCUCAGCGCUUCACUCAAUGCUGCCGACUUCAAGGAGGCAAAGGCCAGGCUGGCUGGUAGCCUGAGCCCGGGUAGACAUACCCCGUUGUCGCGGACCGAUAGCUCCAUCAUCAUCAACCGACGGGCCAGCGAUGAGGGCCAAGCAACUGAGCAUGCCUCACUUGAAGGGACCAUCUCCGCCCCAGCUCUGAGUGCGUCCAGCCCGAGUGGGUCAAGUCCGCUGCCCAGCCCAAGCAGAAGACAUGCUGUAUCCCUCCCGGCCACACCCAAUGCCACGACCAUGGCCUCACCGGUGGCCACGGCUAUGACCACACCCAACACCUUUCCCAAGAUUGUUGACCCGGAGGCAGUCAAGAAGGGUCUGGCCGAGGUAGACAGCAACGAGGCCAAGAAUGUCAAGAAGGAGGAAGUCUUCCAGAAAGGGUAUGAGGAGGGAGUCAGGACCCAAGUCACCCACGAGCUGGCCGACUUGAGAGAGCAGCAGAAGGCCUUCUGCGAUAACCUCGAGGAUCUCAUCGAUCAGGCCGAGGAGGAAGAAGAACGGGAGGAGGCAGAGAAAGAAAUUCAAGCCGACAAAAGCAGCAAUAAACUCUUCCAACGACUCCAAGAAGUGAGCCAGCGGUGGCCACGCGCCGUCCGCGUCGCCCGCCUUGUUCUCACCCUGUCUGUCUUCCUGAUUGCCCUGGCGUACGUCUUUGUCACCGUAGUGCCUCUGGAGUCGUGCCUUAGCGGGAGCCCCGUCUCUUAUUCACCGUGGAGAACUCUGAAGGAGUUUCUGUGGCCCUACACGGAACUGAGACACCACAAUCACCCGCCACGAUAGUAUAUGCUACCUCCGUUCAACCGGCUGUAUAUACACAUUUAUAUCUAUCUAUUUACGUGAACCGUUUGUGGCCUUGAGGUUUUCAGAAAUGCAUACUGCAGAUUUGAUAUGUAGCAUCUCGCAUGGGAUUAUUGUAGGGGAAUCUUUGCAGAGCUUGUGCUUUGAAGUGUGUAAUGAUUGCACAAAUGCAUUUAUUAUGUAAGAAAGUAACUUUAUUUUUGAGCCAUGGGGGGAACAAGGGAGAAUUUGAGAAUAGGAAAAAUUUUCCUCUUGGGUUCACUAUAUGUUCAAAUAUAAAAUCUCUGUUUUCUAACUGCAUCCUGGAAAUUCCAUUUGAUCCCAAAUGGGAAUACUGGCACUGGUAUAUUUGCACGCUUACUUAAGACUGCUUUACCCCUGUGGAAACUACUCUAUGUAAUCAUAUGUAGGCAGAUUCGGGGAUUAAUUAUGCAACUACACUGUGCAUGACCUCAAGAAACUGACCAAUCAGCGGACGCCUGCUAUAGCGCGUUAAGUGAGUUCCCCGCGUGCGUAAACAUCAGGCCCAAGAUGAGUAGCAUGUUUGUACAGGUCGUUACAAAAACGCGGCAUUGAAAUUGACCAGUCAAAAUCUUCGUCCAGAUUUCGGAAUGAAAUGACGUCACUCAUGCUUAGAUAUAUAUCAGACGUGUGACCAGAGUUGGGCUCCGUGGAGAAGGGGUGAUACUCAGACUACGUGGAAACAUGGCAUCCUCCCAUUUGGAAUAAACUUGUGAUCCUUAAACAAAUUUUGAUAAUGAAACGGGAACUUCUUCGAGUUGAAUUAAUGUUGAAGUAACUUCAUUAAUGCUAUAGUGGUAUAUUGGAAGAAGCAUAAUCACCUUUCCAUCCCAAACCAAUCCCUGCCCCUUAAAAAGUAAAAAAAAAGAGGGCACAGACUUACUGGAGCCUCGGUCAUGGGCAAGGCCUGUGAACUCAAUCCCCUACCUUACAAAAAUGGGAGGAAAAUGCUUUUUGCCUGAGCAGGUUCUAGAAAUCUUCACACUGGGGCUUUUAGGUUGAAAAGUUCAGCAGUGAUUUUAUUUUUAAGGUUAACUCUUCCUAAUGUGACUACGGUACUUGGAUUAUCCUGGAACAUUGUAAUUCAGAUGGGCAUUAUUUUGGUUACGUAACUGCAUCUAUUGGAACAUUUUCUAUGUGAUCAUUUGAUAUAUUUUUUUAAUUAAAGUGUGAUUUGUUAUAGGAUGUUCAAAA
Molecule: messenger RNA, 5987 nt
Organism: Patiria miniata (bat star)
Lineage: Eukaryota; Metazoa; Echinodermata; Asteroidea; Valvatida; Asterinidae
Product: inositol 1,4,5-triphosphate receptor associated 1-like
Exons: 32
Coding region: 126-4754 (1542 amino acids)
Source: RefSeq, a predicted model, not a curated record